AUGAGAAUCCUGGCCCACGCGUCUUCACUGUUUGCCUUGGUGACUACAGCUCUUGCAAACACGGAGAAAACCAUCUUCAUAGCACCUUCCGCCAUCACCCUACCUGAGUCUGGAGCGAGCCUGGACGCUCUUCAGCUUCAGAUCAUAUCUCCAUCCUACACUAAGCUCCGUACGGCACUGCCUGUCAAAUUCCCGUCAUCUGAAUACCCACAAGCGCAUGAGUCCUGGUAUCUUCUGCAAGGCUUGAAAGCGGGACAACGCCACGAAGUCCGUGUAUGCUGGGCUGCUAUUCAACCAACAGAGUUCUGGCUCGACGUGCACAACAUCACACAUGCGUUCGAUGCUCCGCAUCUCAUCCAAAGCUUAGCGACCUUUGCUGAGCAACAACCGAGUCCAUCGCAAGCAGCAGUCAAGCUGGACUCAUCUGCUGGGACCUUUCUGCUGCUGCAUGUGAGAGCGGCAGCCGACUACUUCACGACGAACAAGACCUUGAUGCUGCAUCCCGAGCCUGUCGACGUCGACAUCAUUCUCGACCCAUUUCUGCUCAACGUAUUCCCGGCGUCACUGGUACCAACCGCAGUCUACCUGCUCGCAUUAGCCAUCGGAAGUUGGUACUUAUCCGGCUGGAUCUGGACAUUCCUGCAGCCUUACAGCGGGUCGAAAGGUCACCAAGACUGA
Fulvia fulva is the source of this 678-nucleotide messenger RNA. RefSeq lists its product as uncharacterized. Lineage: Eukaryota; Fungi; Ascomycota; Dothideomycetes; Mycosphaerellales; Mycosphaerellaceae. Gene Ontology annotation, biological process: GPI anchor biosynthetic process. Gene Ontology annotation, molecular function: mannosyltransferase activity. Gene Ontology annotation, cellular component: endoplasmic reticulum membrane; mannosyltransferase complex. The coding region runs from base 1 to 678 and encodes 225 amino acids. The record is from RefSeq and is a predicted model, not a curated record. The transcript has 2 exons.